Linum trigynum is the source of this 834-nucleotide messenger RNA. Lineage: Eukaryota; Viridiplantae; Streptophyta; Magnoliopsida; Malpighiales; Linaceae. The record is from the annotation of a GenBank genome assembly.
GUCAUUCUCGUACUUAUAUCCGAGGCCAUGAUGAGGGGAGGAAGAUGGCCAAAAAACAUUUGGAGGAGUGUCCUCAAAUCGCUAUGGGCAAAUCGGUCCAAGAUAGCAACCCAGAACAAGAGCAGGAGCGGAAACCAGCUCCGGCCAAGGCUACGAGUCCGCGGGGUUUUCCUAUCAAUAAGCCACCGCGGAUUCAGUUGGGGAGAGGAAGAAAUAAGAAACAAAGGCAGGGUGGAAAUAAAAAUGGCCACUGUCGGCUAGAUGCGGAUGGGAGCAAGGGUCGGAUUUCGCUUGGCGGACCUAGCGCUGGUCAAGCAGAGCUGAAAAACAACUCGCCGGACAUCCUCAUUGAAACUCGGCGUCGACGGCUCAUUUUGGAAUCGGACUCCGAUGAUGAUUCCCUGGCAAUUGACCGGGUUCCUAAAAUGAAUGGGCCAGGGCCCGCAAAAGUUAGGGGGCCUGAUUCAAAGCUCCCUCUUCAAAAUCGGGAAGGCUGGGCUAGAGUUAAUACCCGCCCAGUGGGAGAUAUGAUGGAUGGGCGUGAUGAUGGGCCUGCGACAGAGGCUGGGCUUAUUCAGGGCCAAGCAGCCAACGGCCCUAAGUCACAGCAGGCCCGACCCAAUAAAAGGGGUAAGCUGCGCAAGGCCCAGGGUGCGGAAGGAAUAGCUGGGAGACAAGGCGGCCCAAAGCAAGUUAAAGAGGUGCAGAAUGGGCCCGACGAAUUGGGGGGGCAGUUGGGCAGUCACAGGAGUCCGCUCCCAAGGCUACUGUGAUUAAAGCUCUAGUUUCGGAUAAUUCGGAGUCUGAGGAGGAUAAUCAAUGUUUUGAAAUUAA